Molecule: messenger RNA, 13321 nt
Organism: Anolis carolinensis (green anole)
Lineage: Eukaryota; Metazoa; Chordata; Lepidosauria; Squamata; Anolidae
Exons: 5
Coding region: 1-1608 (535 amino acids)
Source: RefSeq, a predicted model, not a curated record
AUGUGCCUGGACUCCCGGAGGGCUCCUGCCGGACACCGUCUCCCAUCGGCCGAGAGGGAUCCUUCCUGUCUGGGAAGGAUCUGCAACACAGGUAAAAAGAAGAUUCCGGGAAGGAGAUUCUACAGCGGAGCCCUUAAGCCAGGCCUGGGAAAAGGAGAUUUUCGUAUUUAUUUAUUACAAUAUUUAUAUCCCGCCCUCUCUCCCCUUAAAAGGGGACUCAGAGCAGCUUACGUUAUAUUUACAUAUUUAUUUAUUACAAUAUUUAUAUCCCGACCUCUCCCCUUAAAAGGGGACUCAGAGUGGCUUACAAGUUAUAUUUACAUAUUUAUUUAUUACAAUAUUUAUAUCCGGCCCUCUCUCCCCUUAAAAGGGGACUCAGAGUGGCUUACAAGUUAUAUUUACAUAUUUAUUUAUUACAAUAUUUAUAUCCGGCCCUCUCUCCCCUUAAAAGGGGACUCAGAGCGGCUUACAAGUGAUAUUUACAUAUUUAUUUAUUACAAUAUUUAUAUCCGGCCCUCUCUCCCCUUAAAAGGGGACUCAGAGUGGCUUACAAGUUAUAUUUACAUAUUUAUUUAUUACAAUAUUUAUAUCCGGCCCUCUCUCCCCUUAAAAGGGGACUCAGAGUGGCUUACAAGUUAUAUUUACAUAUUUAUUUAUUACAAUAUUUAUAUCCGGCCCUCUCUCCCCUUAAAAGGGGACUCAGAGCGGCUUACAAGUUAUAUUUACAUAUUUAUUUAUUACAAUAUUUAUAUCCGGCCCUCUCUCCCCUUAAAAGGGGACUCAGAGCGGCUUACAAGUUAUAUUUACAUAUUUAUUUAUUACAAUAUUUAUAUCCGGCCCUCUCUCCCCUUAAAAGGGGACUCAGAGUGGCUUACAAGUUAUAUUUACAUAUUUAUUUAUUACAAUAUUUAUAUCCGGCCCUCUCUCCCCUUAAAAGGGGACUCAGAGUGGCUUACAAGUUAUAUUUACAUAUUUAUUUAUUACAAUAUUUAUAUCCGGCCCUCUCUCCCCUUAAAAGGGGACUCAGAGCAGCUUACGUUAUAUUUACAUAUUUAUUUAUUACAAUAUUUAUAUCCGGCCCUCUCUCCCCUUAAAAGGGGACUCAGAGUGGCUUACAAGUUAUAUUUACAUAUUUAUUUAUUACAAUAUUUAUAUCCGGCCCUCUCUCCCCUUAAAAGGGGACUCAGAGCGGCUUACAAGUUAUAUUUACAUAUUUAUUUAUUACAAUAUUUAUAUCCGGCCCUCUCUCCCCUUAAAAGGGGACUCAGAGCGGCUUACAAGUUAUAUUUACAUAUUUAUUUAUUACAAUAUUUAUAUCCGGCCCUCUCUCCCCUUAAAAGGGGACUCAGAGUGGCUUACAAGUUAUAUUUACAUAUUUAUUUAUUACAAUAUUUAUAUCCGGCCCUCUCUCCCCUUAAAAGGGGACUCAGAGUGGCUUACAAGUUAUAUUUACAUAUUUAUUUAUUACAAUAUUUAUAUCCGGCCCUCUCUCCCCUUAAAAGGGGACUCAGAGCGGCUUACAAGUUAUAUUUACAUAUUUAUUUAUUACAAUAUUUAUAUCCGGCCCUCUCUCCCCUUAAAAGGGGACUCAGAGCGGCUUACAAGUGAUAUUUACAUAUUUAUUUAUUACAAUAUUUAUAUCCGGCCCUCUCUCCCCUUAAAAGGGGACUCAGAGCGGCUUACAAGUGAUAUUUACAUAUUUAUUUAUUACAAUAUUUAUAUCCCUCCCUCUCUCUCCUUAAAAGGGGACUCAGGGCGGCUUAACAAUAAGACGCAUAUAUAAACCAUACAGUGCAAUAUAAAUCAUCAUUAACUUACAUCAGUAUUCAUAAAACACAUUAUAAAAUACAGAUAGGUGUGUUCAGUUCAAAUCCAUUCAAGGUAUACGUGGACCCCCUUUUAAUGCCAACCUUUCCACGUGGAAAACUCCAUUUGUAAGGCAAACCCUCGUUAAAGGAGGUUUGCAAUUAAUUUAAAACCAGGCUUCUGAGGGACCCGCUGCGUUUAAAGCCAAACCUAACAGGUGGGAACCCCUUUGGUUAACGCAAGGUGAAGGACCCUCUAUUUUUAAUAGGAUGCCUGGGAGAAUCUUAACCUAAAUGCAGGCCUAUGGGCUACAGCCUAUUCUGCAUAGCCAGGCAUGGGGGGACCCCAUAUGAUGAAUUUGAAGCCUGAUAAAAGGAGAUUUUUGUAUUUAUUAUUACAUUUAUAUCCCGCCCUCUCUCCCCUUAAGGGGACUCAGAGCGGCUUACGAGUGAUAUUUACAUAUUUAUUUAUUUAUUACAAUAUUUAUAUCCCGCUGUCUCCCCUUAAAGGGGACUCAGAGCGGCUUACGAGUUAUAUGUACAUAUUUAUUUAUUUAUUACAAUAUUUAUAUCCCGCUGUCUCUCCCCUUAAAGGGGACUCAGAGAGGCUUACAAGUGAUAUUUACAUAUUUAUUUAUUUAUUACAAUAUUUAUAUCCCGCCCUCUCUCCCCUUAAAGGGGACUCAGGGCAGCUUAACAAUAAAACGCAUAUAUAAAAACCAUACAGUGCAAUAUAAAUCAUCAUUAACUUACAUCAGUAUUCAUAAAACACAUCAUAAAAUACAGAUAGGUGUAUUACAUACACUGUAUCAUUAGCAUCGCACAAUAUUAGCAUUAUAUACUACAUUGCAUUAUACCACUAUACAGAAACAUUAUUAGCAAUAUUACAUUUAAUAUAUAAUAUGUAAUUCAUAUUAUUAUAUUGUAUCAUUGUUAGUAUUAUAUUGCAUUAUUUAUUUAUUUGCUAGAUGUAUAUGCUGCCCUUCUCACCCCCAAGGUGAACGGCUUACAAAUUAAAUUUACAUACAAUAUUAUAUUAUUACCAUAGUACAAUACUGGCAGUAAAUUACUAUAUUGUACUAUAUGAAUAUAUGGUAAUAUUAUUAGUAGUAUUACAUGCAAAAUGUAAUACAUAAUUAAUAUUAUUAUAUUUAAUUAUUAGUAUAUCGUUUUACAAUAUAAUAUGAACAUUAUAUGUAUAUGCAAUAUGUUAUAAUUAUAUAUUAAAUUAUAUAUAUAUAUAUAUACAUACAUACGUACAUACAUAUAUAUACACACAGUAGAGUCAUCCAACAUAAAUGGGCCAGCGAAUAUUUAUUUAUUUAUUUACAGCAUUUUACCGGGCUGGCCUCGAACUCAUGACCUCCUGGUCAGAGUGAUUUGUUGAUAUUUAUUAUUCAUUUACAGCAUUUAUAUUCCGCCCUUCCUUCUCACCCCGAAGGGGACUCAGGGCGGAUCACAUGACACAUAUAGGCAAACAUUCAAUGCCUUUUAACAUAGAACAAAGACAAACAAACAGGCUCCGAGCGGGCCUCGAACUCGUGACCUCCUGGUCAGAGUGAUUCAUUGCAGUUAAUUGCAGCUGGCUUGCUUUCCAGCCUGCGCUGUUGGAUAAUAAGGAGGCAUUAUGGAAAAGCCUAUUAAACAUCAAAUUAGUUGAUGAUUUUACAAAUUAAGCACCAAAACAUCAUUUGACAGAAAAAGUAGUUCAAUAUGCAGUAAUGCUAUGUAGUAAUUACUGUAUUUACGGAUUUAGCACCAAAAUAUCACGACGCAUUGAAAACAUGGACUACAAAAAUGCGUUGAAUAAUCCAGAAUGUUGGAUAAGAGAGUGUUGGAUGAGACUACUGUAUAUACAAUAUAAAUUAGAAUAGCAUGUUAUUGGGGGAGGAGCAUCUUGGUUCUUAGAUGUUUUUAUUAGUUAUUGAUAUUAGUAUAGAUAUGACAUUGAGUAUAUAUUAUCCUAGCACAAUGUUAAUAUUAGUUAUUCAUAUUAGUCUCAAUAUGACAUUAAUAGAGUACAUUAUUAUCCUAGCACAAUGUUAUUAGAUGUUAAUAUUAGUUAUUGAUAUUAGUCUCCAUAUGACAUUAAUAGAGUAUAUUAUUAUUCUAGCACAAUGUUAUUACAUAGGACCAUGUUGUUGCUAGGGGGAGGCCCCCCCCACUGAUUGUAUUAUUAGUAUUAUGUUGUUGCUAGGGGGAGGGCCCCCCCACUGAGAUCCCCUGUCAUUAAUGUGUCAGACCAGGCAUUUCACUCCUACCUUUGCAUCAGAAAGCAGGCUCCCUGUGCGCUAGGCCUUCCUUUGAGGAACACAUUCACAGCUCCGCUUGAGUGUGGCAUUGAGGCCCCACUCAGGGACGGGCGGGUCCUCCCUUUGCCCUGGGCAGAUCGUGGGGGGUGGGCGGAUCUCCCUAGACGGGCAGGGGGUCGCGGCUGGCGGGACAGCGGGAUAUAAAAAUAUAAAUAUAUAUAUUAAAACCCUUGCACCCAAGGAAACAACUCUGGGGACCCGAGCGGCUGCUCCCAGCUCACGUCACGGGCAUUUUAAACAUCUCGUAGCAGCUCAGAUUAAUACCUGAACUAACCUUAACCUGCUAACCCUACUAACCCAUUUCUAACUAGAGCAGGAAUUUUAAAUAGGGCUGUUUUUGCCUGUUGGCAAGAACCAAGCUGGGAGGGGGCCUCUGGGCCUCGGGUGGGAAGAACCCUAACCCUGUCCCUGCCCUGCGCUGGGAGCGCCCCCCCCCUCGGGACUCCAGUGUUUGGUCCCCGCUCUCCCCCAAUCCGACGGCCUAGAAAGCCCCUCCGCCAUCCGCCCAGGGCCAACGGACAGCCCUCCCUCCCCGGCAGCCGCGUUCCUCAUGCAACAGGGAGCCUGGUUCUGGAUGCAAACGUGGGACCCCCUUAGGACCCCCUUUUCUCUGUGCAGGGACCCCCGCUCCCCAUAAAUAAAUGCCUGGUGGAAGGGGAUCCUAGUAGAAAAAGCCACAGUUCCCAAGAGCCCCCAAAAGCGAGAUGCUCCCUUGGUUCAGCCCUUCUGACACUUGUUUUCUCCCUUGUUCUAUGUCUCCGGAAUCGCCGAGGGACGGAAGGAGAUCCCAGAGAGCAGGACGCCUUGCCUUUCUGGCUGCUGAGCUCGACCCCUUUCCAACAAUGUCAGCGUUCAAGAAUAAAACUCUUCCCAAAAAAGGUGUUUUCUGGUUAUUAUUCAAACGUUUAAUUUUUGACAGCCUUAAACAUCUAGAUUACAAUACAGUUUGUUCUGCUGCCUUUUAUAAACCUUGUUUUCUACAAAUAAAGUCAAGAGAAACACUAUAAGUUUUGCACUGUGCUCAGACUCAUUGUUCUGAUAUUCUGUUAUAUGGUUUUAUUAUUUAUAUCGUUUUUAAUGUAUGACUUUCUUACAUGUGACAUGGGAGCGGGGUAUAAAAAUAAAGUAUUAUUAUUAAUAAACACCACCAUUUUCUUGCACCCGAAGUACAUCUGGCCAUUGCCAAAGAGUAUUUAACUCUGCCUACAUGGCACUAAAGUGUAUUUAUAUGUUGUUUCUAUUGAUUUUAUGUAAUGUUUGCUUUAUUUGCAUUGAAUUUUUGUCUGGAUGUAUCUUGUAUGCCGCUCAUCUCCAUAAAUGAGCGGGAUAGAAAUGAGGUUAAUAAUUUUACGAAUGUUUUAAUGUAACUUGAAUUUUAAAUUGAGUUGAAAUGUGAUUGUAAUUGUUUAUAAGUGUUAUCUAUUUGUAAGGCACCCUGAGUCUCCUCUUAUUGGGUGAGAAGGUCUGGGAAGAAAUACUGUCAUAAAUAAAUAAAAUAUUCUGUGUCCAGGUUGCUUCAUGGGUUGACUUCUCUGGCAGGAUUAAUCUGCAGGGCCUUUCCUGUGGGAAAGUUUACACAGGGACUAACAAGCAUGGAGCAGGGAAGGCACUGCAGACACUCUUGCGCAUGCGCGGCCUGCUCCCUAGUAGAAACUUGGCCCCGCCCACUACACGCACCCCAUUCCCUUCUGCGGCUGCGCGGCCUGUUCCAUAUUUGGGGGAACUUGGCCCCGCCCACUGCAGGCAUUCCCUUCCCUUCUGCGUCUGCGCGGCCUCCGUCACAGGGCGGCAAGAUGGUUGCCCGGCCCGGUAAGUGUCGUUCGGGGCGGCCGAUUCCACGGCGACCCGGCUCCGUCGAGGCCUCGUCGCCAAGGCCCGGGAGGAGGAAGGGAGCCCGGAGCCUGGCCUUCCAAACAACGUUCGCAGGCCAAGGCGCGGAAGGAAUCCCACGCAGGAAAACCCACUUCGGCCUUCGCUCCUGGUGUUUUGGACUCUUCCCCAACCCGUAGGCAGGCUGCUAGGCAUUGUGGGAGUUGGAGUCCCAAACAUACUAUACUCCUAAUAUACUAUAUACACAUAAUGAUGAUAAUCCGAUGCAAUACUAUAUAAUAAUUACAUUAAAUUACAUUAAUGCAAUGUCGUAUAGUACAAUAUAAUCUGUUUAUGUUGUGCUGUACUAAUAUAAUGUACAUACAUAAUAUUGAUAAUAUUCUGAUGUAAUACAAUUUAAUAGUAAUAAUACACUAUUAUAAUUGUAUAUAUUACAUGUAAUGUUACUAAUAACAUUGCAAUAUAGUCAUAGAGUACAAUAUAAUAUAUAAUGCUUAUAUUGUGCUGUACUAAUAUAAUAUACAUAUAAUAUUGAUAAUAUUCCGAUGUAUUACAAUAUAAUAAUACACUAUUAUAAUAUAUUUAUAUUACAUGUAAUGUUACUAAUAAUAUCGCAAUAUAGUCAUAUAGUACAAUAUAAUAAUAUAUAAUGCUUGUAUUGUGCUGUACUAAUAAUAUAAUAUAUUGUAUGUACAGUAGAGUCUCACUUAUCCAACAUAAACGGGCCGGCAGAACGUUGGAUAAUCGAAUAUGUUGGAAAGAUUAAGGAAAAGCCUAUUAAACAUCAAAAUAGGUUAUGAUUUUACCAAUUAAGCACUAAAACAUCAUGUUAUAGGCAGGAAGGCACCAUCUGAUCCCUCCUGAGAGAUGGCCAUUCAUCCUCACUGUUAUAAUUAGUUCUAUGGAGAAGUAAGGCUUUAGAGGCAUAGAAUCUUACAUUUGGAAGGGAUCCUGGAGGCCAUCUAGUCCAACCCCAGUCGGCCAAGCUGGAAGGACACCAUCAAAGCCCUCCCGACAGGUGAACAUCCAGCCUGUCAUAGAAUUUUAGAGUUUGAAGGGGCCCCGAAGCCCAUCGAGUCCAACCCCAGUCUGCCUGACUGGAAGGAUACUAUUAAAGCCCUCCUGACAGAAGGCCAUCCAAAAAGCACUCUCUCCUGACGUUUCGCCCACAUUACUGACAGGCAUCCUCAGAGGUCGUGAGAAAUUUCUUUAUCGAACCUUUACCUCAGAAAAGCCUUGUGAAAUAGAAAGAAGAAAAUGCCAAUUUUAUUUAUUAAGAGAUGGUUAUCUCAGACUUUACCUCAGAAAUGGCCAAGCCUUGUGAAACGGAAGGGAGAAACAAAGGCAAAACUUUUGAAAAUUAGCACAGCUUUUUCUGAAGGGACCAGGAAUUUCUUUAUCGAACCUUUACCUCAGAAAAGCCUUGUGAAAUAGAAAGAAGAAACUGCCAAUUUUAUUUAUUAAGAGAUUGUCAUCUCAGACUUUACCUCAGAAAUGGCCAAGCCUUGUGAAACAAGAGAGAAACAAAGGCAAAACUUUUGAAAAUUAGCACAGCUUUUUCUGAAGGGACCAGCGCUGAAUUCAAGUCAAAGGGAAGAAAGGGAAGAAACAAAAGGUCGAAGAGACAGAAGACAGAAGAUGCUUGAAGACACUCUCGCAAGGACACCGCCCGCCCCCCAAAAAAGGUCAUUGUCAGGGUAAUGGGUGUCAGGCUAGGCAUUUAAUGUCUAUCUUUGCAAUAAAAAACAGGCUACCUGUGUGCUAGGCUUUUGCAUGAAGAACACGGUUCCCCUCGUGUGUGGCAUCGAAGGUUCCCACUCGGGAACGGACGGGUCCUCCCUUUGUUCUAGGCAGAUGAUGGGGGUUUUCCUAUACAAGCCGUAGGGGCCACAGCUUGGGGGGCAGCGGGGGGCCCGGCCCUGGCACCGCGGGGAGCAGCACACCUUACGGGCAUUUUAAAAGCUCCCUUAAACUUAGACAGUGGCUAGCAAUAAAAAUAUUAAUACCUUAACUCACCUACUAACCCUACUAACACCAUUCUAACUAGGGCAGGCUGGCCUUUUAAAUAGGACUGUGUUUUGCCUGCUGGCAAGAACCAAGCUGGGAGGGAAGGGGGCCUCCUGGCCCCCCAUAGAAGGGCUCCCCUAGAAGGACAUUCAAAAUGCCCGCAAGGUGUCCUGAGAGCAGCCCCUGGGGCCCUCAGUGUGCCCCCCACGGUGCCAGGGCUGGGCCCCCCGCUCUCCCCCAACCCAUGACCCCUGCCGCCUGUAUCUCGUCCGCCCAGGGCCAACGGACGCCCCCUCCCUCCCCGGGCGGAGCUUCGGCGCCACACACAAGGGGAGGCCAGCCGUGGCCGCCAGAACAUGGCCAACCUGGUUUUGGACUGCAAACAUAGGCAUGUAGGGACCCCCUUUUAUUUAUGUAAGGCCACCCACCCAGGGGACCUGGUUAAAGGGGAUCCUCUAUUCUUAAAGUAAGGCCUAUAGAGAUCUCCUAUCCAGAAACUAAGGCGGCUUGGCCUAUAGAGAUCCCCUUUUGUUAAACUAAGGUGGCCUGGCCUAUAGAGAUCUCUUGUUGUUAAACUAAGGUGGCCUGGCCUAUAGAGAUCUCUUGUUGUUAAACUAAGGUGGCCUGGCCUAUAGAGAUCUCUUGUUGUUAAACUAAGGUGGCCUGGCCUAUAGAGAUCUCUUGUUGUUAAACUAAGGUGGCCUGGCCUAUAGAGAUCUCUUGUUGUUAAACUAAGGUGGCCUGGCCUAUAGAGAUCUCCUAUUCUUUAAGGUAACGCCAGGCGAUGUGGAGAUCCCUGGUUCUUUUAACCCUUAAGGCCAACCGUGGGGAGAUCCCUGGUUCUUUUAACCCUUAAGGCCAACCGUGGGGAGAUCCCUGGUUCUUUUAACCCUUAAGGCCAACCGUGGGGAGAUCCCUGGUUCUUUUAACCCUUAAGGCCAACCGUGGGGAGAUCCCUGGUUCUUUUAACCCUUAAGGCCAACCGUGGGGAGAUCCCUGGUUCUUUUAACCCUUAAGGCCUGCCUGGGGAGAUAUCCUAUUCUUUUUUCAUGAAAAGUCGGGUAUAGACCUUCUCUUUUCUCUCCCGUUUCAUGUGCCUGGACUCCCGGAGGGCUCCUGCCGGACACCGUCUCCCAUCGGCCGAGAGGGAUCCUUCCUGUUUGGAAAGCAUCUGCUACACAGGUAAAAAGAAGAUUCCGGGAAGGAGAUUCCUACAGCGGAGCCCUAAAGCCAGGUGAGACGUUCCUUCCAACCUCCACGGCUGCUUUGCACACACACACAUGACACACACACACACACGCAUAUACAGCUGGGGGCCCUCAGGGACUCUCCCCCCAAUAGAUCGGGGACUCCCACUCCGGCAAUUGGCCAUUGGAAAUGCCUUGAAGCAGUUUGGGGCUUCCGGCCAAGCGCUCGCAAAGAGAACCCAUUCAAGGUAUACGUGGAGCCCCUUUUAUUUAUUAUUUAUUGACAGCAUUUCUAUUCCGCCCUUCUUUCUCACCCCAAAGGGGACUCAGGGCGGAUCACAUGACACAUAUAGGCAAACAUUCAGUGCCUUUUAACAUAGAACAAAGACAAACAAACAUAAGCUCCGAGCGGGUCUCGAACUCAUGACCUCCUGGUCAGAGUGAUUCCUUGCAGUUAUAAUUGCAGCUGGCUUCCUCUCCCGCCUGCGCCACAGCCCGGGCCAACCUUGAUAAAAAGGGCCUGGCACGUGGAAAACUCUAUUUGUAAGGCAAACCCUCGUUAAAGGAGGUUUGCAAUUAAUUUAAAACCAGGCUUCUGAGGGACCCGCUGCGUUUAAAGCCAAACCUAGCAGGUGGGAACCUCUCUUGUUGGAUAAAGGAGAUCCCCUCUGGUUAACGUAAGGGGAGGGACCCUCCAUUUUUAAUAGGAUGCCUGGCAGAAUCUUAACCUCAAUGCAGGCCUAUGGGGUCCAGCCUUAUUCUCAAUGACUGCAUAGCCAGGCAUGAAGGGACCCCAUAUUAUUAAUUUGAAGCCUGGUAAAAAGAGAUUUAUGUAUUUAUUUAUUUACUACAUUUAUACCCCGCCCUCUUUUCCCUUAAAGGGGACUCAGAGCGGCUUACAAGUUAUAUUUAUAUACACUAUCUCAUUAGCAUAGCACAAUAUUAGCAUUAUAUAUUACUACAUUGCACUAUACCACUAUAUAGAAAUAUUGUUAGCAAUAUUACAUUUAAAAUAUAAUAUGUAAUUAAUAUUAUUGUAUCAUUGUUAGUAUUAUAUUGCUUUAUUUAUUUAUUUAUUUAUUUAUUAGAUUUAUAUGCUGCCCUUCUCACCCCGAAGGGGACUCAGAACGGCUUAAAAAUUAAAUUUACAUACAAUAUUAUAUUAUUAGCAUAGUACAAUACUGGCAAUAAAUUACUAUAUUGUACUAUAUCAAUAUAUGGUAGUAUUAUUAGUAAUAUUACAUGCAAAAUAUAAUAUAUAAUUAAUAUUAUUAUAUUGUAUUAUUAGUAUAUCGUAUUACAAUAUAAUAUUAUGAAUAUAUGUAUAUACAAUAUGUUGUAAUUAUUAUAUAUUAAAUUUUAUAUAUAUAUACACACACACACACAGUAGAGUCUCAUUUAUCCAACAUAAACGGGCCAGCAGAAUGUUGGAUAAGCGAAUAUGUUGGAUAAUAAGGAGGGAUUAAGGAAAAGCCUAUUAAACAUCAAAUUAGUUUAUGAUUUUACAAAUUAAGCACCAAAUCAUCAUGUUAUACAACAAAUUUCACAAAAAAAGUAGUUCAAUAUGCAGUAAUGCUAUGUAGUAAUUACUGUAUUUAUGAAUUUAGUACCAAAAUAUCAUGAUGUCUUGAAAACAUUGUCUACAAAAAUGCGUUGGAUAAGCGAGUGUUGGAUAAGUGAGACUCUACUGUAUAUAAAAAUUAGAAUAGCAUGUUAUUAGGGGAGGAGCAUCUUAAUUAUUAGAUGUCAGUAUUAGUCAUUAGAUGUUAAUAUUAGUUAUUCAUAUUAGUAUCAAUAUUACAUUAAUAUACAAUAGAGCAGGGGUCCCCAAACUAAGGCCCGUGUGCGGGAUGCGGCCCAUCGAAGCCAUUUAUCCGGCCCCCACAGCACAACCCUUAUUAUUAUUAUUAUUAUUAUUAUUAUUAUUAUUAUUAUUAUUAUUAGCAUUGAGGCUGGGUGGCCAUCUGUCAGGGGUGCUUUGCUUGUGCUUUCGGUGCACAAAGGCAGAAAGGGAUUGGACUCAAUGGCCAACCCUUCCAACCCUCAUAAUUAUUAUUAUUAUUAUUAUUAAUUAUUAUUAUUAUUGCUUGGUGGCCAACUAUAGUCUGGCCCUGCAAUGGUCUGAAGGAUCGUGAACUGGCUCCCUGUUUAAAAAGUUUGGGGACCCCUGCAAUAGAGUAUAUUAUUAUCCUAGCACAAUGUUAUUAUGUUAUAUAGUAGUAUGUAUGUUAAUAUUAUUUAUUCAUAUUAGUAUCAAUAUGACAUUAAUAUACAAUAGAGUCUAUUAUUAUCCUAGCACAAUAUUCAUAUGUUCUAUAGUAGUAUGUUGUUGCUAGGGGGAGGGGCCCCCCACUGAUGGGGAGGGCCCCCCCACUGAGAUCCCCUGUCAUUAAUGUUAGACCAGGCAUUUAACGCCUACCUUUGCAUUAAAGAGCAGGCUCCUAGGCCUUUGCAUUAAAGAGCAGUGCGCUAGGCCUUUGCGCAAGGAACACCACCCACGGCUCCCCUUGUGCGUGGCGUUGAGGCCCCACUCGGUGACGGACGGGUCCUCCCUUUGCCCUGGGCAGGUCGUGGGGGGGGGGUCUCCCUGGAUGUGCAGGGGGUCACGGCUGGGGGGAGAGCGGGGGCCCGGCCUUGGCACCCCCCUGGGGACCCGAGGGGCCGCUCUCAGCCCACGUCACGGGCAUUUUAAAACGUCCCCGGGAUGUAGUAGCUCAGAUUAAUCCCUGCACUAACCGCUAACCCUACUAACCCAGUUCUAACCCGGGCAGGCUAGGCUUUUAAAUAGGACUGUUUUUGCCUGUUGGCAAGAACCAAGUGGGAGGGGGCCUCCGGGCCUCCCGUGGGAAGAAGGGCUCCGGCCCCCCCGGCCCCCCGGCCCCUGCCCUGUGCUGGGAGCCCCCCGCCCGGGCCCCCAGAGGCCUCCCUGUGGUACCGGGCUUGGCCCCCGCUCUGCCCCCAUCCGACGGCCUAGGAAAGCCCCCCACCAUCCGCCCAGGGCCAACGGACGGCCCUCCCUCCCAGGGGCAGCCGCGUUCCUCACGCAAAGGUCUGGCGCACGGGAGCCUGUUUCUGAAUGCAAACGUGGGGCCCAGGACCCCCCCCCCCCUUGUCUCCGUGCAGGGCCACCCCCCCAGGGACCCCCACAAAUGCCUGGUGACAGGGGAUCCUCUCCUCUUAGCAGGAGGAAAAGCCACGUGCGUAAAGCGGUGGCUUUGCUCCCGUCGUUCCCAAGAGCCCCCCAAAAGCGAGAUGCUCCCCUGGGUUCAGCCCUCCUGACCCCUGUCUUCUCCCUUGUUCCAUGUCUCCAAAAUCCCCGAGGGAGGGGCUCCUCCUGGACAAGAGCCAAGGACGGAUGGACGGACGGACGGAGAUCCCAGAGAGAGAGCGGAGAGCAGGACGCCUUGCCUUUUCGGAGCUGCUGAGGUCGACCCCUUUCCAACGAGGUCAGCUUUCAAGAAGAAAACUCUUCCCAAAAAAGUGUGUUCUGGUUAUUAUUCAAAGGCACAACGUUCAAUAUUUGACAGCAUUAAACAUCUAGAUUACAGGACAGUUUAUGUUACUGCAUUUUAUACACCUGACCUUGUUUUUACAAAGGUACUCUGUAUAAUUUUUGCCUCUAUAUAUAUAUAUUGUACUAUGCUCAGACUCAUUGUUCUGAUAUGCUGUUAUAUGGUUUAAUUGUUUAUAUUGUUUAUAUUUUUAAUGUAUGACUGUUUAUUACAUGUGACAUUCGGCUUGUUUCCCAUGUGAGCCACCCCGAGUCCUCCUGGGGGAGAUGGGAGCGGGAAUAUAAAAAUAAAGUAUUAUUUUGUAUUAUUAUUAUUAUUUAUAAUAUUUAUUAUAUAUAAUUUUCUUGCACCCCAAGUACCUCUGGCAAGUGCCAAAGAGUAUUUAACUCUGCCUACAUGGCACUAAAGUGUAUUUAUAUGUUGAUUGUUCCUAUUGAUUUUAUGUUAUGUUUUUUUUUGCUUUGUAUAAUAAGGCAUUGAAUUUUUGCCUUAAUAAUAAUAGUUUUAUGAAUGUUUUAAUGUCACUGAAUUUUGAAUUGAAUUGAAAUGUCAUUGUAAUUGUUUAUAUGUGUAUUUUCUAUUUGUAAGCCACCCUGAGUCUCCCCUUAUUGGGUGAGAAGGUUUGGGAAGAAAUACUGUCAUAAAUAAAUAAAUAAAUAUUCUGUGUC